This is a messenger RNA of Moneuplotes crassus, 3666 nucleotides long. Lineage: Eukaryota; Ciliophora; Spirotrichea; Euplotida; Euplotidae. The record is from the annotation of a GenBank genome assembly.
UUUAAAUACAAGUAUGGAGCCAGAACCUGCUAAACCAGGAGAUAUAGGUACCGGAGGGUUACUUAGCGAAUACCUUGCUUGAUCAGAAGCUGUACCUGAUCAUAUGAAUAACAUCGGACAAAUGGAAGAUCCCACUCAAGAAUUUGAGGAACCAGUUCCAGCCCAACUUUUGAAUAUCGAAACUGAAGGAAACAACCAUAUGCUGCCGAUGGUUACAAGUGAAGAGCAAUCUCAAGAGUUUAUUGAUGAAGAUCAGUUUGUACAAGAAGGGUACGAACAGCAAAAUUAUCAAAAAUUAACCAGGAAAAUGAGUAAAAAGAAUUCAAAAAGAGGCAAGAUGGCUAAAUAAUCGAUCAUCAAGUGCAAAGUGGAAGAAUAUGGAUCCAUAUACCCAGCAACAACCCGCUAGUAUAAAGAUGCUAAAGCAGAUGAAGAGAACUUCUCGUGUAGAUGAGAACACGACUGCUUUGCCACCUAUAAUUAAACAAUCCUCUAAUAAUACUGGAAGGCAAAACUAUAAGGGCCACAAAUCUAAGGUACCUUCUCGGGUCCAGAAGAACUCAAGCACUGUUCUUAGAGACAACAGCAACAUUAUUGAUGGGUCUGACUCCACUAAAAACAGGAAGGGAAAGACCAGUGAUGUUGACUUCGAACAAAAGAACUUAGAAAGACUUCAAAAACUUCAACAAAAGAAGGCCCAAGAGAUUGAAAUCAUGGAGAACCAAAGAAAGAAAGCCCAGGAAGAAAGGGAAAAACUGAAAGAAAUUGUUUUUAAAAGAGCUGAAGAGCAUCGGAAAAUAAAGGAACAGCGUAUGAAGGAGGAAGAAGAAAGAAGAAAACUGGAGGAAGAGCAAGAGAAACUGAACCCUAAGCCUAAAAAGAAGAAGCAUGCCUCUAAAGCAGAGCCUAAAUCAAGUUCUCUUCAAGAUGAUGACCAAGACAUUGAAAUGUUUGAUAAUGAAGAGAAGAAGGAAGAGAACGCUAAAAUUCAAAAGUACUUUAAGAAUAGGUACAUCUCCUUCCUGAAGACAUUGAAAGAAGAUAAUGUCAAGAAGAAGGAGGAAGAAGAGAAGGCAAGACAGAAGGAAGAGAGGCUCAAAGCAAAGAUGCUACAGAAAUUCGGCAUUGAUAAUGUCCAGAGUAGGUUCAGAUCUGAACAAGCUAAUUCUGAGCCUAAGGAAGAAGAGAAAAGUAGCAGAGCAAAGCCUAGGAGUGAGAAUAGACUCAUGAACAAGAUUGCCCAAGCUAGAGAAGUAGAUGGACAGAUAAAUGAUGAUGCAAAGAAGAGCAAUAAAGAAGCAAAUGAGCGGAUUAGGAAAAAGCAGCAGGAGUAUCUUGACUCUUUAGCUGCAAAGAAAAAGCAAGAGAAUGCUGAAGAAGAGGAGGAAAGGAAGAGAAAAGAAAAGCUUCGUAAGAACCUUAGAGCUAAGGUCAAAGGAAUGCUUGGUAAUGUCGAGAAAAAGCCUAAACAAGAACCCGAGAUUGAAGAAGAAACUAAAGAUACCAGAAAGAUGAAUAGUGAUGAUAUUCAAAGCUUUUUGGAGAGAAAUACUCAAAAGAAAAAAGUUUAUACAAACAUCACAGAUUUUGACUCUUGGAAAAAGAGACAUAGAUUAUCAAAGAAAACCAAGGUGUUCUGAAUCAAGGGUGGGUAUGGAACUAUCAGAAAAGCUCUUACUGAAAGAGGCUGGUUUGAGAACAAAGACUCCAAUAGUCCUUGAUUUGAUCUAAAAUGGACGCUUAAAGCCAAAGAUCUUCAUCAUAGCAAUUUAGAAAAGCAUCAGAUUGUUAAUCAUUUCUGUAAAUCUACAGCUAUCACAACAAAAGUUGGUCUUUGCCACUCUCUUAAGAACCUGGUGUGGUUUAACAACGUAGAUGUUGACUCCUUCUAUCCUCAAUGCUUUGACUUGAAAGAUCGUGAUGACUUUGAAGAAUUCAUAGAACAAUUCAAAGCUCUGAAGGCGGAAUGUUUGGUGAAGAAAUAUGCUAACGAGAUCGAAGAUGUUAAUAAAAAUUCGCUCAAAACUGCUAUGAAAGUCUGUGAGAGGAGACUUCUCGAUCUCGAUGACAUCAUUGACAUUAAAAAUCCUCCUAAAUGUCUAGUCAAUGAUGAAGAAUGGGAAAUUAUUGCAAAAGAUGAGCUGGAUGAGUCUAAGCUUGCUAAAAAGAAGCAUAACGAUUGGCUUAAGAAGAUGGAUUGCUGGAGAGUCUCUCAGCAUUCGAAGCCAAAGAAGGAAGAAAAGAAAAAGCCUAAGAAAAAGAAGAAGAAAGCUGAUGACAACGAGUUGAAAGAGACAAUCGAUAUUGAAGAUGAAGAUGAGCUCAGAGAAAGAUGAGUUGAUAUUUGUGAGAGGCUUAAGAAAAAAUUUGUGCAAUAUGACAUGAAUGGAAUUAAUAAUAUCUGGAUUGUGAAGCCGGCAGGGCUGUCGAGAGGAAGAGGUAUCGAAGUGUUCUCAUCCCUCGUUGAGAUACUUGAUAAUUGCCAUAGGGAAGGCCAAUGGGUUGCUCAGAAAUACAUUGAGAAUCCGAUGAUUAUUCAUGGCAGAAAGUUUGAUAUCAGACAAUGGGUCCUAGUCACUAGCUGGAAUCCUUUGGUGAUAUGGUUCUGGAAAUAAACCUUAUAUUAGAUUCCCUGCAGCAGAGUAUGACCCGAAUAAUCUGGAUGAUAGGUUUGUCCACCUGACCAAUAACUCAGUUGCAAAAUAUGCUAAGAAUGCUGUAGAAAUGGGAGAUGGGAACAUGUGGACUGUUGAAAAUUUCCAGGAGUUUAUUCAAGAAAAAUACAAUCAUGACAUUUGGGAAAAAGGAGGCCUAAUGAAAAAGAUGCAGAGGGUUGUGAAAUACACUUGAGAAUCAGUUCAAGACAUGUUCGAUGAAAAUAACAGAUCUGCAAACUGCACUGAACUGUUCGGGUUUGAUCUUAUGGUUGACGAGGACUUGAAUCCUUACUUGUUGGAGGUAAACUCUUCUCCAACUAUGGAGUUUAGUACUACGAUUACUGAAAUUCUCUGCAAGAAAGUUAUGGAGGAUACUGUUAAAGUUAUUGUAGAUUACCAUUACGCUAAGAAAAAGUCUAAAGUGGAUACAGGAGACUGGCAAUGAAUAUGAAGGAAGAAAGUUGUUGAAAAUAACCCAAAGAACGCAUGCGGGAUUGACUUUGUAUGUCAAGGAGUAAAAAUGAAGGUAAAGAAGUCUAAAAAUCCUUCUAAAAAGAGCUCAGUUCCUGUUACAGAGCUAGUUUUUAAUAAGAAAGGAGAGCUCAGCGAUAAGAAGAUGGAUGAGAUUAUAGAAGCUGACGAGGUUGAUGAUGAUAUUGAUGAAGAGCAUCAUGAUUCUGAUGAAAAUGACGAAGAAACUCCUGAAAGCGAGGAUGAAAUUGAUGAAGUCGAUGAAGUCAAUGAUGAAGAUGAUAAAGAUGAUAAAGAUGAUAAAGAUGAUAAAGAUGAUAAAGAUGAUGAAGAUGAUGAAGAUGAUGAAGAUGAUGAAGAUGAUGAAGAAGAUGAGGAUGAUGAAGAUGAAAAAGAGGAUGAGAAAGUUCAAUCUAUUGCGUCAAAUACUAAGGAUAGUCCUUCAAAAUCUAAUAUCCCCCAGGAAAUUGAAGAUGAUGAGGACUACACAGACGAGGAUAACUCUUAAGUUUGCUCAAUGAUUUUUAUAAUUAACUCU